UGAGACUCCGGGUCUUCUCUCUCUGGGUUCCAGUGAGUUUCCUCCGGUGCCCGGAACCGCCGCUCCGGAUCGGCCUCCAGCUCUGCGACCGCCACACUUCGUAUUCCCUCAAAUCCUUUUUGAUCGAUACACGCGCGCCGUUCACAGAGUGUUGGUGUACGCUGCGUGUUUCGCCGCUACUUCUGCAGAAGCAACAACAACAACAACCACCGAAAAAACUACAAAAAAUCUUAACCGAAAAGCUCGACGGACGCAUCUUACAAACGGAAACAUGUUGAUAAACACACGUGCGAUCCGUUGCGAUACUUCUUCACGUUCGCCGCCCCCCGGAGGUUCGCGUGCGGAAUGAUCGAGGAGGUCGGGGAGUGACGGACAUUUCAAGGUGAGGAUACGUAGCAGCAGCAGCAGGGCGGAGAGGAGGACGAUGGGCGACGGUCAGCAAGUGGUGAUGCAGGGCAAGAUCCGCUCGAAGUUGAUCUGGAGUUCGUUCAGGGAUUCGUACCUGGAGAAGCUCUACCAGAGCUACAGCGUCCGACAGAAGCGCGCCGGACUCGAAUGCUUCCUGCACACGGCCAUCCUCUUCGACCUCUACAUGCUGAUGGUGCCGAGCGGACAAGACGCUCUUGUCUUCGCGAUCAUGAGCGCCUUCCUCACGGCCAACUGCUGCCUCCUCGUCUGGUGCAAACGGGGAAUGCAGAAGUGCGCUAUUUGGCCUGCCGUUCCUCACAUCUGCUGGCAUCUGGCUAACGCUCAGCUCCUCGCCUCACUCUUCCUCAAGAAGAACGAGGUCACUUCAAGGGAUAGCUUAGGUUGGGUCCUCCUGCUCGACUACCUCAUCUACGUCACUCUUCCUCUCAGGCUCAGAUACUGCAUCAUCCUAAGUAUUGGAACGUGCGCUUCCUACUUGGCUGCGAUCAUCGGAUUGGCAAAGUUCGAAACGCACGUACUUGAACAACAUAUUGCAAAUUGUAUAUUGCUGUUGACCGCCAAUCUUCUGGGUUUAACGUCGUACUUUGUUGAGGAGAAGCAGCAGAGAAGAGCUUUCUUAGAGACGCGACAAUCAUUAGAGGUGAAACUCGUAAUUGAAGAGCAAAGCGCUGAACAGGAGAGGCUUUUGCUGUCCGUGUUGCCUGAGCACGUCGCAGUUCAGAUGAGGCAGGAUCUGGACAGUGCGGAUAGUCAGUUCAAGAAGAUCUACAUGAGCCGACACGAGAACGUCAGCAUCCUCUAUGCAGACAUCGUCGGAUUCACGGCCAUCUCAUCCACUUAUUCCGCCCAGGAACUGGUCAAGAUGCUCAACGAAUUGUUCGCUCGUUUCGACAAACUUGCAGACAAAUAUCAUCAAUUGAGGAUAAAAAUCUUAGGAGAUUGCUACUACUGCAUCAGUGGAGCUCCUCAGGAGAGACCGGAUCACGCCGUUCUCUGCGUCCAUAUGGGUCUUUCCAUGGUAAAAGCCAUCAA
Messenger RNA from Nicrophorus vespilloides, 1461 nucleotides. Its product is annotated as adenylate cyclase type 3-like. Gene Ontology annotation, molecular function: adenylate cyclase activity. NCBI's taxonomy places the organism in Eukaryota, Metazoa, Arthropoda, Insecta, Coleoptera, Silphidae. Gene Ontology annotation, biological process: cAMP biosynthetic process; intracellular signal transduction; adenylate cyclase-activating G protein-coupled receptor signaling pathway. The record is from RefSeq and is a predicted model, not a curated record.